Messenger RNA from Suillus subalutaceus, 663 nucleotides. RefSeq lists its product as uncharacterized. NCBI's taxonomy places the organism in Eukaryota, Fungi, Basidiomycota, Agaricomycetes, Boletales, Suillaceae. The coding region runs from base 1 to 663 and encodes 220 amino acids. The transcript is spliced from 9 exons. The record is from RefSeq and is a predicted model, not a curated record.
AUGUCAUGCCCUUUCAUCAGGAAUUUGAGCUUCCAGUUCAACGACCUCAGCAAGGAGGUGAUGAUCAUGCUCACUUUGAUCAACGGCGACCUGAAAGGCCUCUAUGAGGACUUCUUCCUGAUAGUUUGGAAGGUCAGCACAUUCAGGAAGACAGGCGCAUACAGGGCUCAGGUGACCUACACAAACCAACUUGCUUUCUCCAAAACCCAGGUCGUGAAUGGGAACGUCAUCAGCACUGGAACCUGCGUCAAGAUCAAUGACAGCGAGAAAACAACUCUGACCCAGGCCAACGAUGUCUAUCAUUUCUCUCCCCCUCAAGUGGGAACCUCUGGUAUCCUGCAGGCUGUGAACAGGACUGGAGCGGUUCAAGAUCUCGCAGUCAGCUUUCUUAACAAAGGAGAUUUGAUGCCCAUGCCUGCGCUCUACUUCAACAAAGUUGACCCUCACAGCCCAAAACGCAGAGAUGAGAGUAGUGUCAAGGCUCAGUUCACUCCAAUCCUGCAUGUCUACAUCACGUCAGACUAUCAAGAGACUGCAAUCUUGCGAGGUGCCAUCAACACCCCUGUGAUCUGGAUGCAGGACCUUGCUGUGCUUGCCGAGAACACAACUUGGAACCUCAAGUGCGACAUGGCCACUGGACGUUACACGGUCAUCCAAGCUUGA